GCAUCAAAUUGUACUCACCUCCUUGCUCUGUUGUUCUUUGAUUCUUUCUCUUGCUUCGCAAAAAGAUUUUGUUUUCCUUCUUUAAUUCACCAUAUAUGUACACUAUUCUUGUUCUUUAAAUUACUCUUACAUUCUAUUCUUCCAUCAAAUUAUACCCACCUCCCAUUCUUCCAUCAAAUUGUACGCCACCUUCUUGCUCUGUUGUUCUUUGAUUCUCGCUCUUGUCUCGCAAAAAGAUUUUCUUUUCCUUCUUUAAUUCAUCAUAUAUAUACAUUAUUCUUGUUCUUUAAAUUACUCUUACAUUUUUUAGCAAAAAAAAAAAAAUUACUCUUACAUUCUCUUCUUCCAUUAAGUUGUACACCAGCUUCUUGCUCUGUUUUUCUUUGAUUCUUGCUCUUGUUUGGCAGAAAGAUUUUCUUUUCCUUCUUUAAUUCAUCAUAUAUAUACAUUAUUCUUGUUCUCUGCUUAUCUAAAUUCAUGUCUGCUAUUCUCAAACCAGCAAACAAAAUCUGCACUGAGCCAUUGCUUAAUGCCCCUGCCUCCCUCAACAAACACAACAAAAAAUGGCAAUUGACCUUUGUCACCAUCUACUGCUCAAGAACUCUGUUUUCUCUCGUCAAGAAUCAUGUUUCCAAAGAGAAAACAAUCAAGGCUUCGCCCAUUCCUUCUCAUGUCAUUCUCACAAUUCCAUCCGAAAACAGUUGUUUCAAAAUUGAUAAGGCCACUCUCACCGACGUUGUGAAGGAGAAAAAGCUUGAGAAGCUUCGAGAAAUUGGCGAAGUGAAUGGGGUAGCUUCUUCCCUGGAAACCAGCCUGGAUGGUGGAAUCAAUGGCGGUGAUGAGGACAUUGCUCGCCGACAUGAGGCAUUUGGUUCCAACACCUACAAAAAACCGCCAUCCAAGAGUUUCUUCUAUUUUGUGGUGGAAGCUUUCAAGGAUCUCACAAUUUUAAUCCUGCUCGGGUGUGCCGCGCUUUCUCUUGGUUUUGGCAUUGAGAAGAAUGGCUUGAAAGACGGUUGGUAUGACGGUGGGAGUAUUUUUGUGGCUGUUUUUCUGGUCAUUGCCGUCUCUGCCAUCAGCAACUACAGACAGAACAGACAGUUUGACAAAUUGUCUAAAGUCAGCAACAACAUCCAAAUUGAUGUCAUCAGAGGCGCCAGGCGGCAACAGAUUUCAAUAUUUGACAUCGUUGUCGGAGAUAUUGUUUGCCUGAAAAUCGGAGAUCAAGUUCCAGCAGAUGGGUUAAAAAAGGAGAAAGAAAUGAGAAUGAUAUUUCAAAUGCCCAAGUCAGGCCUACAACCAUGUCCAUAGCCCAUUUGAUUCAUGACCCAAAACUUGACCCAUUUUACACAUCCAAGCAAAUACCAAGAUGGAAACCCUAAAAACGGGAGGUCUGGGGCAUUUUGGAGGGGGACAGCAGCGGCCGAAAGAGGGGGGCACAAAAAGAAAAAAAAUCUCUUGAUCCUUCUCCCCUUGUAAUUCUCUUCACGGCCACCAAUACCAUUGUGAACGGCAGCUCCAUCUCCAGGAUCAGGACAGCAGCACAUCAUCUCCUCCAAUCACCUCGUCCGAGGCACAUCAAAGGCAGUGGGACAGUAACUGUAGCCCCUGGGUCUCUCCUUUCUUCUCUCAAUCGCUGGCCUCCUCGGUGUCCUGUCAUCUCUGCUACUCCAGUCUCCAUUUCCGGCAAGGUUGCUUUUCAGUCCGGUUCCCUCUCCUUCUAGGUAUACCCGCAAAGAGAGGGAUUUUUGGGAAAGGUAACCCUAAAUUGCCUUUAGUUUCUGUCUAGAUUUUGAUUACGAAUGAUCAUGAUUAAUUAAUUUAAAUUGUCUGUUUUUCUUAAUUAAUGUUAAAAAAAUUU
Messenger RNA from Rubroshorea leprosula, 1861 nucleotides. NCBI's taxonomy places the organism in Eukaryota, Viridiplantae, Streptophyta, Magnoliopsida, Malvales, Dipterocarpaceae. The record is from the annotation of a GenBank genome assembly.